Messenger RNA from Lytechinus pictus (painted urchin), 4247 nucleotides. Its product is annotated as von Hippel-Lindau disease tumor suppressor-like. The record is from RefSeq and is a predicted model, not a curated record. The transcript has 5 exons. Lineage: Eukaryota; Metazoa; Echinodermata; Echinoidea; Temnopleuroida; Toxopneustidae. Bases 341 to 832 code for a protein of 163 amino acids.
GAAAACAACCGAAAACAUCAUCGAGGCGAGAGUACGCUACGGCGUCGACGUCGCGAAAAGCACUUUUGCUUGUCAUAGUCUACCCACGUGAUGCCACUACGUCAUUAAGAAAGAAGUUAUGACAGGAUCGGAGGUGUCAUAAAUAUUUAGUGAGGUUGUUGUACCCGAUCUUGGUAAAGAGGGCUUCGUGAAACGGUUAAGAACCAUGUCAGGUUGAUGUAACACAUUGAUUACAAAUGCCAAGCUUUCUCGGACUAGCAUCUCUGGAAAAGCUGUGUUCUAGCAAAAUAAAUUCUCCAGCAACGAGUUAACGUUGAAUCAGAACCCGUAGGACGUCAAGAUGGGGGAUCACAACAACGAUGAUCAGAGCAGGGCUCCGCCGAAUCCACUCAAAUCAAGAAGAUCAAACGUAAAAGCUUUUGUGUCGUUCAAGAACAGCACGGACAGAAUCGUUGAUGUGAUAUGGAUGAACUUUGCUGGGCAGAGACAGACGUACACAGAGAACGGUCUUGCACCAGGGCGUCAGCUGAACAUGCACACCUUCGAGGGGCACCCAUGGAUUGUACGAGACAAGGUCACAGGAGACACGUUGGAGUUUGUUGAUCAUGGUGUCGGAAGGCUGAUCUACAUGCCAGAGCGGUGGGACGGAGAAAGGUUUUAUAGGGCUCCAAUCAUCAAGAUAAGAGUUCCAAUCUACAGCCUAUACGAGAGAUCGUUACAAAUCGUCAGACAGCUAAUCCACAACCAAGACAAUGUCGACGAACUUGAGAUCCCUAAACAAGUCAAGUAUGAUCUCUGUCACGUGCGGGACAUCAUUCCGCAAGCUCCGUGAAAACCAUCAUCGUACUACCUCGUUCCCGCCGUUUUGCGAUCCAUCAAAAUGCCACGGUUGGCACUUCGUAAGUAAUCACGAAAAUUUGGGAACCAUCAAAUUUUUUUAUGGUCAAUACGAUUGCCGCGAUGAUCUGAUACGAUCACAAGGAUUGCUCCAUGAGUAAGACCACCGUGGCGUGAAUCAUGACAGUGCGAACUAGGAAUGAGACGAUUGAUGAUCUUGAACUUCCCACCCUGAUCUAUUUGAUAGAUUGUUGCCUGCUGGAUCGGGUCUGUCAGGUGAGAAAAACAGAGUUCCGCGAUUAUUGGGUGAAGCGUAUGGGAAGAACACGGCAGGAAGAGGGUUAAGGUAAUUGAAAGUGUUCUCGAAGUUGCGUGAAAAUCCUUCAGUGAUGGUGCUCCUGCUGGAUAAGGUCUGUCAGGUGCACAAAGCGUCUGAGAAAAACAGAGUUCCGCGGUUAUUGGGUGAAGCGUACGGGAAGAACACGGUACAGCAGGGAGAGGGUUAAGGUACUGGACUGUGUUCCUGAAGUUGCGUGAAAAUCCUUCAGUGAUGUGACAUCGAAAUUACACUACUGCCUUCAUAGGGCUGAUCUCCGAUAUCAGCAGAGGGAGAGAACCAAGAAGAAAGAAGGCAAUGUCAAGGACUUCAAUCGGUCAUCCUUGAUAGAUUGAAAAGUCACCUAGUGUCCCAGGAUGGUCAGCUGUGCACAUAGCUUUAUAGGAGGAAAUCUGUACUCAGCAGCAGGGGGGUCGUACUGUUGGUACAGGAUAGCGCUUCCCAAGUUGUGUGAAAAGCAUUCAUGGAGAGCAAAGUGAAGAUCAAACACCUGUAGCCCUUGAUCAAUUAAAUUGUUGCCUAUAGCUAUAGGAAUACGAUGAUCAGUGUGCCAUGCGCAUGAGAAGAACAGAAUUUCGCCAAACUGUUACUGUUCCUGAAGUUGCUUGAAAAUCCUUCAUUGAUAGGGAAGUGACGACCUUGAACUAGACACCCUUGAUCGGUUAAAUUGUUGCCUAAAGGAACACAAUGAUCAUUGUAGAAAGCGUAUGAGGAAAAGAGAAUUCAGCAGUGAUCCUGAAGUUAUAUGGAAAGCAGUCAUUAAGAGCGAAGGGAAGAUCAUGGAACUGGUCACUCUUGAUCUGAAAUGGUUUACCACUGGAAUGUGUUGGUCAGUGUACAAAGCAUAUGAGAAAAGAGCAGGGUCUGGUGGGUGUUUCAUAAAGCUGUUCGUAAGUUAAGAGCGACUUUAAGAACUGGUGAUCCUUUCUUGUGGUAAAUGUUAUAUUCAUUGGUGAUGGUUUAGCGCGUAAGAAAGGAUCACCAGUCGUUCUUAAAGUUGCUCUUAACUUCCGAACAGCUUUAUGAAACGGCCCCCAGGUCUUACAAAGAGUUGUGAUUGAUCCAGUCAACCUCAACUAUAGUAUGUGGGAAUCCAUUAUUGUCAUAACUUUUCAUUCCAAUAAGGAUGAGUAAUACUAUAUUAUAUACAUGUAUGUACAUAGAUGUACAUCGUGCAUUGGCUGAAUAUUGCUCUACUUUGAUGAUCGCGUUCAGACUGACCUCUAAUUUAUUUAGGUAUCAGUUCUCAGAAUAUGGAAGGGGGCUUGGGAAGUGUAUACUGAUGUCAAUUCCCCUCCCCCCCCCCCAUCCCUCUGCGCCUUGGAAUAGUUUACAAGAUAGAUGGCGCAUACAGUAGAUGCUGUGUUUAUUAUCAUUAUAAUUAAUUGGAACUGUGAUAAUGGGAAAUUGUCAUACUUGUUUUGUUAACCUUUUCUACUCCCGGCAUUCCAAGGGUAAAUAUGAAUUAUUUUAUCUUUCAUUUGUAAAAUAUUUUAAAUGUACUUUGCCGUUGAUAAUUUGUAAUAUUACAGUAUCAUGGGCAUAUUUAGAAUUGAGCAGGGUUAUAUAAGAACGCAUUCUCUUGCCUUGCAUUUGAAAUAAAUGUAUGGUGUAGAAUUUGAACUUACUGUAGUUCAAAUUCCAUACAUUUGCAUGAAACGUGUAUAGUGAAAUUUUAAGUACAUGUACAUAUGUGGUUUACAUUGGUUAAAAGUUACGUUGUACAUGUACGUCAUUGAAACCAAUUUUGAUAUUGUGCCAUAAACAAAAUAUGUAUGUGUGUUUAUUUCAUGUUUAUUAUAUUGAUUUUAUAAUUCAGUUCUUGUUCCUAUUCACUUCAAGUGUAUAGUGUUUAAGAUGUUUUCAACUAUAGAUCUGAAAAUGGGAAAUGUGCUCCUUAGACCUUAUCACAGUUCAAUCAUCUCUAUUUUAAAUCUUAUCCCGGGAAUGGCUUUAUGUUAGUCAUUAUUAUUUCAGUAUUAUUAAUGAACAUGUAUUAUAUUUUAGUUUCUUUUUGUGCAAUAUACAUUUGUAGUUUUACUUUAAUAGAAUAUGACCAAAAUCAAUCCAAAUAGCGAAUGGUGCGAUGGUACAAGAUUUUGCAUGAGGUGGAAGAAAGAUGCUCUAUUAAAUGAGGCUAUGUUGCAUGAAUAAGAAUAAUUGCUGUUUGUGCUGUAAAAUGCCUCAGAAGUUAGCGAAAUGAGGAACAAAAUUCUUCCCUAUCAGAUGUAAAUCCAUAAUUAUAGAAAGCAAAGAGUAAGUUCUCUGAUAUUCAAGGGCGCAUCAUAUCUGUAGCGGCAGCACACAGUAGGCCCUACGCGUAUUGCACAGUCUGCAUAGCCUAUCUGUGCAAUGGUCCAUUUUGGAUGGUAUGUGUGCAACGGUACAACUGUCUCACAUUCAUCUUCUAAUUUGCUUGCGUACAAAAAGCUAAGUAGGUGUUGGAAGUUUUUAAAUUAUUCUUGAUAUUUUGGAUUCUAAUGCAUUCAUUUAAGCUGUAUGUAGCUUUUCCACAUGUGGUGUUAAAUUAUACCCCAAAUCUUAAGUAAUUUUUUUUCUUUCUCUUUUUCUAAGAUGCACUGGAAAUGAGGAAGAAGGGAUUUCAAGAUGUCAUGGUUGUGUUGGAGACCACAUGCAAAGGUCAUUUGAGGUCAUACUAUACAUUUACAUAUUAAACUUUAUCUUUAAGACUCUUCUGCAACAAAUAAAUCAAAUGAUGUUAGAAGGUUUGCAUUGUAUUAGCUACCAUGAUAGUGUUUUAUGUUAACUGCGGUUAACCACUAUUGCGAUUUAACUUUACAUCAGUUGCUCAGGUGGAGUGCAAACUAUUAUUCAACGUUCCACACUACCACUCGUGUAAUAAUGAAUUACUUUUGGCCUGCAUGUUCAGACCCUUGUCAGAUAAAAAUCCUGACUCCUAAAAAUCCACAUGAAUUCUAUGUCUGUACUCCUUGCAUCAUCACAUUCUGAAUUUAAUCUUCUUUUAUAAUUUAUCAUCCAACUUAAAGAAUAUAAAAUAUUUAUUUUUGUAUAUACAUGUAUAUUCUUAUAAUAAAUGUGUGUAAAUGUACAA